Messenger RNA from Exaiptasia diaphana, 1789 nucleotides. RefSeq lists its product as uncharacterized. NCBI's taxonomy places the organism in Eukaryota, Metazoa, Cnidaria, Anthozoa, Actiniaria, Aiptasiidae. The record is from RefSeq and is a predicted model, not a curated record. The transcript is spliced from 2 exons. Gene Ontology annotation, molecular function: nucleic acid binding; zinc ion binding. The coding region runs from base 275 to 1771 and encodes 498 amino acids.
AAUGUUUUUUUUGGGCUCCCUUUAUAUUUUUGCCCAUGAUGCGUUGUGGGCGUGCGAGUGGUUUGCCGUGAGAGUGUUAGUUGUCAGAGUGAGUUCCGAGAAAUAAAGCGUUGAAAUURCUUCUAAUUCGUCUUAUUACAAAUUGGCGACCMYGCCAGGACACGAAAGAUUCCUUAUUAMACGUUCUGAGUAAGUCCCAAGAGAAUUGGAAGCUUAAAACAAAGGAAAGUUUUGGAAUUUAUUCCACUCUACUGAGCACGUGCGUUUGACAAACAUGGCUGAAAAUACCGAAAACUCCAMCGAAAAUGAUGAAGUGGGAGAUGAGAGAGUUAAAUUAUCACCAUGGGCRACUGUGUAUGUSGAAGAYCUAGAAAUUUUGCCUGAAGAAGACCUGUUAACUCGCCUGGAGRCCGAAAGAGAUUCAAUCGCUAACUUCGAUGAAACAAACACGUCCGAUGAAGUUUUGCAAGCCGUCAGCAAUUUCUCGGCUCUUUGUGUCGCUGUAGUACAUCAUUCUAAAGGCAAGUGUAAUUACUUUAAGACGUUGUGCGAUUCACUAAACGAAGAAAUUGAUGCAGCCGCUAAGGAAAACGAGGAGUUAAUUYAUAUUCGCCAAUCUCUUGAAAAUCAACUCAAAGAUAACACCACAAAACUCACAAGAGAGAAAGAAUCGAUCAGUGAAGGCCUGGAACGAGUGAGAGAAGAACUGUCCACCACAAAUAAAAAGAAUUCGGAGCUUGCAGCAGAAUUAAAAGAUAAAAAUACGAAGAUCGAAUACCUGGAGACGAAACUCAAGCAACUUUCCCUAUCACAAGCUUCAAAGGGCCCGACAGACACGUUUCACACAGGGAAGGGACUCCCCUCAGAUUGGUCAAAGAUUUGUAAGAAUUUAACGCCAUUUAACCCUGAAGUACGACCUAAUGCUGGUAUUGAAGAGUUUAUCGCCACCUUAAAGAGUAAGUUAUCUGUGWGAGAACCUCCCUACAGUGAUGAUGAAAAGCUUGCUAUAGUAAAGAUGGUUGUUGAGGGUACUGCCAGUAUGCAGAUACAGAGUUAUCCACCAGAGAUACAAAGUGAUUUUGACAAACUUUGUGGACAGUUGGAAAAGGAUUUCGGCAGAUUCUCCUGUCAAGAAGCUGCGAUUGAGGCCCUUCGAGGUAGAGAAGGUAAACAAAAACCAACCGAAACACCCAGUGAAUUUCUUCGCAGACUAAACCGUCUAUCAACAAGAGCUUUUGGAUUUCGAGGAAGAGAUGAUGUUCAGCUGAGACUUGCGUUUGUGGAUGGCCUACAACCUCACAUUCGUCAACAGCUUGAAGCUUUAGCCCUGAAUAAUCUUGAUGAUCUUGUUGCCAAAGCAGAGAUUUUCUAUCACAAGAGAUCACGCCCCAAGGAGCUCCAAGUGUGUGAGGUAAAGGAUAGAGCAAGCCUUAACUUGGAAGGAGGGAGUGGAAGUAGAAAGAUCUUGUCGAACCCCAGAGACAGUUUCAAGAGACAGAGGAGAGGUGAUUGUUUUCGCUGCGGAGAAUCAGGACACUAUGCCAGAGACUGUCAUAGAAAUGAUGGGAAAACAUCAAAUGGAUCAACCACAGGAAUCCCAACUCCAACUGUUAAAAAUCAAAGAGUUGAAAUACCUACUKCUCAAGCUCAGCAAGAUGGAUUUAUGGAUUAUCUAAAGCAGAUAAUUGAAGGAUAUGAGCAACAGAGAGCACACUCUAACCCUCAAGGACCUGUACCAAAGGAACAAGUUUCAACCCUAUCYGGACAAUGAAAGGAGGAGAUACAUGUA